Molecule: messenger RNA, 609 nt
Organism: Acytostelium subglobosum LB1
Lineage: Eukaryota; Evosea; Eumycetozoa; Acytosteliales; Acytosteliaceae
Exons: 2
Coding region: 1-609 (202 amino acids)
Biological process (GO): glutathione metabolic process
Molecular function (GO): glutathione transferase activity
Source: RefSeq, a predicted model, not a curated record
AUGUCGACUCCAACCCUUUACUAUUUUGAUGGCCGUGCUCGUGGUGAGGUCUCUAGACUAUUGUUGGCAUACUCUGGAAAGAAGUAUACGGACUUGCGUAAUCCAUUCCCUUUGCAGGAUGAAGUGAGAGCAAAGACACCUUUUGGUCAACUGCCAUAUUAUGUCGAUGAUAAGAUUGACUUGGCACAAUCUGUUGCCAUCGAGUAUUACCUUGCUGAUCAACUUCAGCUUGCUGGCUCAUCCACCAUCGAGACUGCACAGAUCCUACAAUAUUCAUUGUUGCCAGGUGACUUGUAUGCACCAUACUUCCAAGCAUACCUUGGCAAUGACGAGGCUGCUUUGAAGACAUUCUCCAGCGAGACUGCGCCAAAGGUGUUCAAGAAGCUCGAGGCAUUGCUUGUCAAGGCUGGUGGCGAACAUCUAGUUAACAACAAAUUGAGUUGGGCAGAUAUCAGUAUAUUCAAUCUUCUAGAUUUCUUCCAUCAACAACCAGGUAACCUUGUUGAUGUUCUUCAGCCAUUCCAUGUAUUAUUAGCCUUCCACAAGAAGAUUGGAUCAAUCCCACAGCUUGCCGAGUACAUUAAGGUUAGACCAACAACUAUAUUCUAA